This is a messenger RNA of Rhizopus microsporus ATCC 52813, 699 nucleotides long. RefSeq names its product ferritin. Lineage: Eukaryota; Fungi; Mucoromycota; Mucoromycetes; Mucorales; Rhizopodaceae. The record is from RefSeq and is a predicted model, not a curated record. Gene Ontology annotation, molecular function: ferrous iron binding; ferric iron binding. The transcript is spliced from 7 exons. Gene Ontology annotation, cellular component: cytoplasm. Bases 31 to 585 code for a protein of 184 amino acids. Gene Ontology annotation, biological process: intracellular iron ion homeostasis; iron ion transport.
UUUCAACUCACUUACAUUAAUCUCUCAAAAAUGGCUCUUACCAAGCAGAAUUUCUCUACUCAAUCUGAAGAAGCCUUGAACCAACAAAUCAAUACGGAGCUUCAAGCUUCUCAAGUUUAUCUUUCCAUGUCUGCUUGGGCUCAACACUCAACAGUUGCCUUACCUGGUCUUGAAAAAUACUUUCGUGAGGCUGCUGAAGAGGAAAGAGAACAUGCUCAAAAACUGAUUGAUUAUGUAAAUACUAGAGGUGGUCGUGUCGCUUUACGCGCUUUGCAUGCACCAGAGGUUGACUGGAAGUCUGCAAAGAAUGCGGUUGAAUCUGCUCUUCAGCUUGAAAAAGACGUCAACCAUUCUCUCUUGAAGCUGCACAAGAUUGCUGAUAGUAAUAGUGACCCUCAAAUGUGUGACUUUAUCGAAGGCAAUUUCUUGGGUGAACAAGUAGAGGCAAUCAAGAAACUGUCUGAUAUGGUUACCCAGUUGAACCGUGUGGGUGAAGGACUUGGUCUCUACUUGUGGGAUCAGCAACUCUACAGAGAUGGAACAGGUGCUGGCAGCCGUGCUGUUGGUACUCCUCAUCACGGUUAGAUCAUGUUACAAUAACAAUAAACUAAUACAAGAGAAAAAUAUUCUUGUGUAGUCGAAACUUUGUUCUCAAUGAAAUAUCUUUGUAACGUCGCGUGGUUUUGUUUAUUUACACUU